Messenger RNA from Penicillium arizonense, 1104 nucleotides. RefSeq lists its product as uncharacterized. The transcript is spliced from 4 exons. Gene Ontology annotation, molecular function: metalloexopeptidase activity. NCBI's taxonomy places the organism in Eukaryota, Fungi, Ascomycota, Eurotiomycetes, Eurotiales, Aspergillaceae. Bases 1 to 1104 code for a protein of 367 amino acids. Gene Ontology annotation, biological process: proteolysis. The record is from RefSeq and is a predicted model, not a curated record.
AUGCAGAAGACCAUCAUAGCAUAUAUUUUAGGCAUCGCCAACCUCUCAGCGGUGGCAGCGUUAGACGCGCAACUCGUCCUAUCUCCGAUCUCCGAGGUCUCGAAUGUAUUGCCCCAGCACGGCGAUCACAGUAUCGAUGAGAGUAUAUCGGCUGCAAUAAAGAACCACCCAGACCCAGUCGCCGCCUAUAUCUCGCUCCAGAGUGAGGAUAGUCGAGCGGAGACUGAAGAGGUACUGGCUGAGCCGCGUCUCUUGCAGAUUAUGGGUGCAGCUAAGCCAGAGUGGAUGACUGAGGGAGACAAAAUGCGACUGCGUAGAAAAGGGACAAAGUUUAUGGAUAUCACUGACCAUGAAGCUUUUUAUGCGGGGCAGACGCACGACGCGGGGGCCAAGAGGCCAAAUACCCCUGAGCUGAUUCAUGAAAGACUUAUUCGAUCUCUCUUCCCCUACAUAGAUACAGGAAGAAUGCUCGAUGUGCUCAAGCAUAUGACCGGUUAUUACAACCGUUACUUCAACGAUAUCCACGGAGAAUUGAGCUCCGAAUGGCUUCAUGAUCAUAUUUCUCAAGCCAUGGACCAGAUCAUUGCCAACUCCCCGCUCGACACCCACAUCUCGCUGGAGUACUUCACCCACUCUUUCCGUCAAUCCUCUAUUAUCGCUCGCUUCGAGCCAAAAGUCCGCAACUUCUCGCAUUCUUUGACUAUCCUCGGCGCGCACCAAGAUUCUGCAAACUACCUGUUCCCACUCCUGCCAGCCCCCGGCGCGGACGAUGACGGUUCUGGCACCGUUAGUAUUCUCGAGGCGUUUCGCGUCCUAGCAGAAGCCGGUUUCACUCCCAAAGAUGGCCCGGUGGAAUUUCACUGGUAUGCUGCCGAGGAGGGUGGCUUACUAGGCAGUCAAGCUAUUGCCCGGUACAAGAAAGAACAAGGAGCGCGCAUUGGCGCAAUGAUUGAGUUUGACAUGACUGCAUUUAUUGCCAAGAAUGCAACGGAGACUAUCGGUUUCAUUUCUACUGAAGCCGAUGCAGUUCUGACGGCCUGGACGGCCAAUUUGAGCAACAAAUACGUCUCUAUCCCUGCCAAGGUCUAUGACCUUCCGGCGUAA